AUGCAGCGGAUCAGUAAGGAAGCCUAUUUCGUACUUUACGAGAUCUGCCCUGAGGGGUCCAUGCCCGCACCUUCGCGGGUCGAGCGUCUGGCGAUCCCUGAAGUUGCGGAGGUUGAGAAGUUCACGCUGGUUGCUGACGGCGAGAUGGUCACGGAGGAGGAAGCACCUGCUGCCAAACCCGUGUCAGACAAGGCCGAGAUGGACGAGCUGGGGCCGAAGCCUGCGAAGGAGCGCACGACGCUGACAACGCCUGUUACCGAGCUGCCAGACAAGGAGGAGGAGGUGAACGCUCUUCCGGAGAGGAAGCCCAUCAAGGGCAUUCCGGCCGUCGAGUUUCGGGCACGUUGCGACCUCAUUUUCGAGAAGUACGACAAGGACAAGGAUGAGGUCCUCUGCUUUGAGGAGCUUUGCAGUCUCAUGGACGCUGGAGGCCGCCGGAUCGAGGAGUAUGACGCUUAUGCCAGCCUUUGCGGAAGGCUGGGCUGCGACGCCCGAGUCGGCCUCGGCAAGAAGGACGUCUACAAACUCUUCGAGAAAGCUCCCCAGUCCGUGUGGGAGGAGGUUUACCGAUCCAUCAAUCCGCUCGCCCAGAUGGUGAAGAAGGGGGCGGAUCGGUUGCCGGACACCUUCCUCGAGCGCCCCAUAACGGAGUUCCUUUUCGAGGAUGAGGACAAGGGGAUUCAGCGUUCGGGGGUUGAGCAGGGAUGA
Molecule: messenger RNA, 708 nt
Organism: Symbiodinium sp. CCMP2592
Lineage: Eukaryota; Dinophyceae; Suessiales; Symbiodiniaceae
Source: the annotation of a GenBank genome assembly